AUGGCAGAGAAGUUUUCUGACUCUGCUGCAGAACCAUCGGUCAUUACUGAUUCCACCAUCAGGAUCUUACUGUUAGGGAGAUGUGGAUCUGGAAAAAGCUCCUCAGGAAACACAAUACUGGGACAGAAUGUUUUCAAGAGUCUAAAACGCUACAAAGAGAAAGUGACCAGAACAUGUGAGGAACACAGCUGUGAUGUUGGAGGAAGGAAGGUUUGUGUGAUCGAUACUCCAGACCUGCUGGAUCCAGAUCUUACUAAAGAUCAGCUCAACCAGGAGAAAGAUAAACUGCUGUCUCUCUGUCAGUCUGGUCUCCAUGCUGUACUGCUCAUGCUUCCUAUCGGAGAAGAUCUGCAGAAUGAGGAGGAGAUCCUGGAGUUCAGUAAAGGAUUAUUCAGUCCAAAUAUCCAGGACUUCACUAUCUCGCUCUUCACACGUGGAGAUGAUCUGGAGGAGGAUGAAACCAUUGAGCAGCACACAGUUUCAGGUGAAUGUUUGGAGGAUGGCAGUGAAGUCAAUAAAGAAUCUACAGAUAGUUUUGAACAGCUUUAUGGAAGCCAAUCACAACUUCGUGUGGUGCUGCUGGGAAAGACUGGAGCAGGAAAGAGUUCCUCAGGAAACACCAUCCUCGGCAAAAAACUGUUUACACCAUCAAGUGGCUCAAACUCAGAGACCAAAGAAUGUAGCUCACAGGGGAUUCACAGAGCAGGGAGAGAAAUAGUCGUGGUCGAUACUCCUGGACUGUUUGAAGAUUCCCUCAGUUCUGAAGUCUUGAGGAGAAAAAUUGUGAAGUGCAGGACGUAUUUAUCUCCAGGACCUCAUGUGUUCCUCAUAGUGAUCAGAAUUGGGCGUUUCACACCAGAGGAGUUUGAAAUAAUCUGUGAGUUAGAGAAAGUGUUUGGAAGUCAAGCAACAAAAUACACCAUGAUUCUGUUUACUCACCAAGACGACCUCAAGGAUGAAACAAUAGAGAAAUACAUCGAAAAUGGUGACUCUAAACUUAAAGAGUUAAUAGAAAAAUGUGGAAACAGGUUUCACUGUUUCAAUAACAAGAAGCCAAGUUAUCCUCAAUUCAAAGAGCUUCUCAUCAAAAUCGAAGAAAUGUCAAAAAACUCUCGCUACUCGGAGGAUAGCAACAGCCCAGGCAAAUGCGCUUAA
Molecule: messenger RNA, 1155 nt
Organism: Trichomycterus rosablanca
Lineage: Eukaryota; Metazoa; Chordata; Actinopteri; Siluriformes; Trichomycteridae
Product: GTPase IMAP family member-like protein
Exons: 4
Coding region: 1-1155 (384 amino acids)
Molecular function (GO): GTP binding
Source: RefSeq, a predicted model, not a curated record